This is a messenger RNA of Seminavis robusta, 1053 nucleotides long. The record is from the annotation of a GenBank genome assembly. Lineage: Eukaryota; Bacillariophyta; Bacillariophyceae; Naviculales; Naviculaceae.
AUGAUCAGGCUCAAUAGCUCGCUGCUACUACUAUGCAUCUGCGCCAUUGGGAUUCCGGCAGAGGAAGCAAGCUCCCCAUUGGCAGAAGUAGUUCUGACACAUCGUGAUAAUGCUCUCUUGAUUCAUGGUGGAGGGGUAUCGGAAAACGAUAAUAAGGAGUUAUCUGCACUGGUCAACACGACAUCAUUGACUACAACAAAGCCCUAUCAUUUUUCGUUGUAUCAACCGGGUGAUGGCAGCGAAAACGACCCUGACAAAAUUCCCAAACGGUUCUUGUCCAUGCAAAAGGGGAACCGUGUCGCGGCAAAGGCGGCUCUUCAGGCAACGCUCCAAUGGAGAAAGGAACACGACAUUGGUACCAUUUUGCAACGUCCUCGACCCAAUUUUGACAUUUACAAGUCCAUGCUGGUACACGUCUUUUUGGGACGGGAUACCGCGGGCAAGGUGGUAUUUUUGCAAAGACCCGCACUGGGUUCUGGCGUACGAUUGCUGGAACUGGCCGAGAAAAAUGAAAUUCCCCUGCCCGAAAUGGUCCUGGAGUAUGCCUUUAUGAUGGAGUACUUGUUCAAUGUCCUCGAUCCUCCCACACCAGACAACAAUCAUGACAUUCGAACAUUGACAACUGUCAUUGACAUGACGGGUCUCACUUUUUCCAUGUUACGGCAUCGAAACUUGCUCAGCUUUGUCAAGGAAUUUGUCGUCAUGCAGAGUGUUCACUAUCCUCAGCGAGCUUACAAGACCCUCUUGGUCAAUGCCCCCUCUUGGUUCGAGAAACUCUACCAAUUCUUUACGCCCAUGUUGCGAGAGAGCACCAAGGCCAAGAUUGAGAUUUUGGGAAGAGGGAGUCCAGAACGACAAAAGCAAGUCUUGACAGAGGUUCUGGGUGAAGACCUCUUGCAAUAUCUACCAGACGACAUGUUGGGAUCGUCGGACGACGAAGAGAGCCAAGAGUCAACAACAGUACCUGUAUCGCCAAUGGAACAAGAGUUGCGCGAGUUUGUGUUGGCUAGACUUCAGGAAGAGGGAAUGGAAAUGAAUGUAUUGGUGGAGUAA